Orbilia oligospora ATCC 24927 is the source of this 4608-nucleotide messenger RNA. RefSeq lists its product as uncharacterized. Gene Ontology annotation, molecular function: phospholipid binding; tubulin binding. Gene Ontology annotation, biological process: microtubule cytoskeleton organization; dynein-driven meiotic oscillatory nuclear movement; establishment of mitochondrion localization. The coding region runs from base 1 to 4608 and encodes 1535 amino acids. The record is from RefSeq and is a predicted model, not a curated record. The transcript has 2 exons. NCBI's taxonomy places the organism in Eukaryota, Fungi, Ascomycota, Orbiliomycetes, Orbiliales, Orbiliaceae. Gene Ontology annotation, cellular component: cell cortex; mitochondrion.
AUGGACGAACAUUACAGGAGACCGCAGUCGGAAAGCGAAGAUGGCGCGGUCACUGAUAACUUUAUGCCGAUACAGCGUAUGGGAUCUAGAAAUUUUAAACGACACAAGUCAAGAUCACGAAGCAGGAAUGGUUCCACAUCGCCCCAUAAAAUGGGUAGAUACACGCCGCCUCUCACGAACGGUCGAACGUCACCUAUGAAAAACCGGCAUUCAAAGGAUAUCCCUGCUGAUGAGCCGAUUUCGAUACUUGACCCUCGCCGGUUCACACCAACGUUGCACGCGAGCUUAGUAGCCGAAAUUCUUAGCUUACGUCGAGACCUCGAGGCCAAAUCCGGAUUGAUCGAGUCGUUAGAGACGGAUUUGUCGAUUGCUAGGGCGGAAACCGAAAACACUGCAACAACUGCUGCGUCAGCCCGCAGGGAGGCAAGGGAUGUCAGAGAACAACUCAAGUUGAAGGAAAAUGACGAGGCUCUUGAAUCCCUCUCUUAUGAGAGAGACCAGGCCUUGGAAACUGUUGCAGAACUUAAACGCCAAGUUGAACGGCUGACUAAAUCUCGAAGGAAAGCUGAAGACGAUAUUGAACGAGAUCGAAGGAUAUUUGACAGAGAAAGAUCUGAAUGGGAGCUGAGCAAAAGGUCGCUGGAGCAUCGGGUUCAUGUGGCUGAAGGGAGGCUAAAAACACUACUACAGGAAAUUGCUUCAGCGAAUGAAGCAAACCAACAGGCACAGGAAAUAAACGGCGAUGAGGCAUAUGAAAAUCAUCUCAUGCGCCCAGAAAGCAUUGCUCGCCCUGUGAGCAGAAACAGUAUGCGGUCUAUUUCUUCAUCGGGGUCUGAAGACACAGACGCAGAGAAGCUCGGGAUUAGAUUUUCAAUGAUCAAUUCCGAGGCUUCUCAGUCUGCACUAAGACUUGCCGAUGAGCUUGACUUUAUUCAUGAAACCAGCGAGGCUUCUGAAGCCGAAACUGAAGGUUCUGUCUACCCAGAAUCUGUCGGAGAAAUGGCCCAAGAUAUCAUCCCUGCGCCCGAGGAGGAAUACGAGUUUGAGGCAAUCAAUGAGCAUUUGAUUCCCUCUCGGAGAUCCUCUGGCGCCCUGUCUCCCUCAAUCAUCGGCGAUGACAAAUCAGAGAUGACCGAAUGUACCGUUUUGGCCGCAACCAACGACGAAAUAGAAAUUCAGGAUCUACGACGCGACAAUAAGCGAAUGAUGGAAAUGGUUGAGCAAUUGGAGGAAUGCAUCAGACUUGAAAAGCAAGAACGAGAGAACAUCAAAAACACUAUGACGGAGGAGCUUGCGGACUGGAGGGUUAAAUAUGAACAGCAAGCCCAAGUUUACGAAGCUCGAGAAUACGAAGGUCGACAAGAGCGACUAGUUCUUCAGCGUGAGCACCAGGGUCAGCUGGAGCUCCUUGAAUCAAUAGCUGCAGAUACACAGCACCAGCUUGAGCUUCUAGCCUCUGAAAAGGCAGACCUUAAACGAUCAAUGGAAGAAGCCUCGAGGAGAGCGAGAGAGGCAGAAUUGGAGGAAGAGGAUCACCCAUUAGUGGCGAGUGUCCUCGAGGAAAUUAUUGAUGAAUGUGUCUUUGUGGAAGCGCUUCCUCCAAUUGAAGAGAUGGACGAACCUGCCAUCGAGCUCAUCAAACCACUUGAGACACCACGCAACAGCCUUGUUCUUCAAGAUGAUUGCGUUCCACAAUCCCCGCGAGAGAUAUCUGCAAACCAAAGCCGCAAGAGGAUAUCCCUCAUGGGGCCGGUUUCCCCACCUCUCAGCCCACCAUCCACCAUCACCCGCAGGUCAUCCGCAGUUAUAUAUGUUUCUUCGGAUUGCCAGACCUCCCCUGUUGUAUUUGCAGAGCCGGGCGUGGAUAUGGAAUGCCAAACUACUCCUAUUGUAAUCGCAGAGCAGGGUGUGGAUGCAGGGUGCCAGACCGACAAGCCGCCUAGUCCUCCACAAUCCCCCACAUUCAUUAUACCAUCUAUCACAAUACACCCUCCUGGUCCCGCAAUCAUUAGUUAUGAACCGAAGCCAACAAGGAGCAUUGCCUGCCAGACUACUCAGCCCCCCAAGUCAAAAUCUACUUCAAUGCAAACUGAGGUUAUUAAGGUCGAUACUCGGAUUCUUAACAAGAACUUCGGAUCUCCACCACUGCAAAGAGGACUUCCGAAGCCCCCAGUCCAUGUUGCAAUUGCAGCUCCAGCUACUCGGCCGCCAACUGCAGUAGCUCCUCGUCCAACUACUGCAGUUUCACCCCGGCCGCCAACUGCAGUAGCUCCCCGUCCAACUGCAGUAGCUCCCCGCCCAACUGCAGUAGCUCCCCGCUCCCCUGCACCUGCGCCUAUCCGCACCCAGCCUGCUGUCCCUGUUAGCCCCCCACCGAUGACCUCACCUCCAAUGGUUUCACCACCCAUGAUUUCGCCGCCAAUGAUUUCACCACCGAUGCUUAGCCCCACCACGACCAUUAGUUCGCCACCUGUACCCCCUGCAAAGAGUACUAGGCGUGGUGGCAGGGUUCCCCUGGCAAGACUAAACACAGCUCCAGGCCCAGUCGCGGCGAGAGAAGUCAUGGAAAGUCCACCUCAAUCCUCACCACCUCGGAGAUCGAUGUCUGAGGCCGCAAUCCAUCACCUUCCAAUGGUAUCGCCGAAUGGGGUAUAUCGGCCUCCAAGAACAACAUCACUUUGGAAGUACGGUGAUAUACCAUCUGAUGAAGACGAUGAUGAAAUGGAUAUUGAGGAGCAGGAAGAUAUGUUUGGUACAGCACUUUCAGCACCAAGACCACCACGUCCAAGACCUAGCGAAUCCACCAUUGCUUCAAUUGCUUCGAAUCGAGAUAGUAUGAUGCUACCAAAGCGACACCCAAGUGUCAAGCGCAAUAUGGCAACUGGAAAACCUAUCUUACCAGCUCGCGCAUGGGGACACAGUGUUCCAGGUGGUCCUCGCCGAAUUCCUGGUAUCCCGGUUGGUCCACCUUAUCCUGUACCACUUCGUCACAGCUCUCGAAAGCUACCGCCAUCGAUAACAAGCUCGCGCGCAAGCAGCCCAUCACCUAUGUCUGGCGGUAUCAGACGUACACGAAAUUCUGUUCGGAAAUCAAGGUCUGCUUUGGGCUUGUCACAACCACAAAACGGUUCGAUUCGGACAAGGUCCCCACCCCCAAUGUCAUCAUUCUCAUCUAUUACUCCGGAGAGCCCAAUGGACAUCCCACCAUUGCCCCGUGAUACUAUCUUGCCAAAUUCCGCGAAUAGGCCGAACUAUGGACAUAGAUACCAAGAUUCGAGUGUCACUGGGACAGCGUCGAUUGAUAGUUCGCAACAGCAGACUAGCGUCGUGGAUGCGAUUGCUCAGACAAUGGUCGGUGAGUUCCUAUACAAGUAUGUUAGGAAGAGGUUCGGACAACAGGAAACUUUGGAGAAGGACGACGGAGGUUCUGGUGUGAGGCAUAAAAGAUGGGUCUGGGUGGCUCCGUAUGAGCGUGCUGUCAUGUGGUCGACCCGUCAGCCUACGAGUGGGUCAGCUUUGAUGGGCAAAUCUGGACGCAAACUGCUCAUCCAAUCCGUUCUCGACGUGAAAGAUGAAUCUCCUCCGCCAAAGGGCGUUACUCUCUUCAACCGCUCAAUUCUAAUCCUGACGCCCGCUCGUGCCCUCAAGUUUACGGCUGGAACACAGGAGAGACACUAUAUCUGGCUAAUGGCUCUCUCCUUCCUUGCUCACUCUUCCCAGACCCCUGCAAAUGGCCUUACUCUUCCACCUGCCCUGCCCUUCGAAUAUGAACAACUCGCGAACCGCUCCGAAACUGAGAGCAAGGGCAAAGAAAAGGCAACAGCUCCAUCCUUCGUUUCUGGUGGCGAAAGCGAGUUCUACGAUGCCAGGCCCACUUUCCAAAACCCCUUCUCUGCUCGUGGUAGCUUCACCACUAGCCAUAGUUACGCACACUCCAAUGGGUACUCCAACGGUUACUCUAACACAUACUCAAACUCUAACGGUACAGUCGAAGACAUCUAUGGUGUUCCGAACCGUAGAAACAGUCGAUAUGGCAGCAUAGUAUCGGACGACAGCGUGGCGGACUAUCCUACCGUCCGUCGGCAUGCAAGGAAACGAUCUAAUACCGCGUAUCCACGAAUGCCACCCCCAAGAAACUUCACUUCUCCAACCUUCAGCGGCUUCUCUGGAAAUCACAGACCUUCCGACUCCAUCAACUCCGAUUUCAACUGCAACAUUCCAAUGUAUCACGGUAAUCAAGGUAAUCAAGGGAACGAUCGAAAUAGUAUGAUAUCUUACCAACAGAGCAUCAGGGAUGGUGCUGGCAGUGCAGCUGGGAACUUCUUCGAUGCUAUUCCAAACAACGGCACUAUGAGGAUGGAGGCAUUCAUUAGCGCUACCCCCAAAAUCGGUGGGUACGAAGAUGAUGACUUUUUCCCGGAUCUUUCCAGGGCGUUCCAGAGCGGACGGUCGAGCAACAGGAAUAGCCGAGCUUUUGCAGCGGCGAGAAACGGCUUCAUAGAUACCUACGGAGUCUCUGAUGAUCCAUAUAGCAUCAGUCGUGGACGGUAUAGCGAGGACGAUGACGGAUCGUAUCACCAGAGGAGGGACCUAUUUGCUGGGUUUUAA